This is a messenger RNA of Ceratina calcarata, 2214 nucleotides long. It is a transcript of the gene Gasp, whose product is annotated as Chitin binding Peritrophin-A domain-containing protein Gasp. Gene Ontology annotation, cellular component: extracellular region. Lineage: Eukaryota; Metazoa; Arthropoda; Insecta; Hymenoptera; Apidae. The transcript is spliced from 4 exons. The record is from RefSeq and is a predicted model, not a curated record. The coding region runs from base 180 to 989 and encodes 269 amino acids. Gene Ontology annotation, molecular function: chitin binding.
ACAGGACGCAAAUACAGAGUUCUCUCCUCAGCGCGGUGGAGUCUAUGUUCGCAACAGUGACAAUAGUUUUUUUUUCUUCUUAAAUAAACAAUUCGACCUCGUUACCGUUACCUGCAAGGAAAGAGGGUAACUUCAAUCGUUAGUAGUACCACGCGGGAAACUUUAGCGCUGUAAUAACCAUGAGGACGUACUACGUGAUAGCCGCCAUUCUGAUCGCCGGCGCAACUGCUCAAGAAUCGUUUAAAUGCCCAGACGACUUCGGGUUCUAUCCUCAUCACAUAUCUUGCGACAAAUACUGGAAAUGCGACAAUAACGUCGCGGAAUUGAAAACCUGCGGCAAUGGAUUAGCCUUCGACGCAAGCGACAGCAAGUUCCUCACUGAAAAUUGCGACUACCUGCACAACGUGGAUUGCGGCGAUAGAUCGCAGCUGGAACCACCAAUUAGCACGCCUCAUUGUCCCCGUCUUUAUGGUAUCUUCCCCGACGAGAAGAAAUGCGACGUAUUUUGGAAUUGCUGGAAUGGAGAGAUAUCAAGGUACCAGUGCAGCCCUGGACUCGCUUACGAUCGUGAAUCUAGAGUCUGUAUGUGGGCAGACCAAGUACCCGAAUGCAGGAAUGAAGAAGUCGCGAAUGGAUUCACGUGUCCAGCCGCGGGCGAAGUGAGCGGAGCAUCCGGCAGCUUCAGCAGACACGCCCAUCCCGAAGACUGCAGAAAGUAUUACAUAUGUCUCGAGGGCACCGCUAGGGAGUACGGAUGCCCCAUCGGUACCGUUUUCAAGAUCGGCGACGCCGACGGCAGUGGCGCCUGCGAAGACCCCGAAGAUGUUCCUGGAUGUGAGGAUUACUACGGUGACCUGGACCUAAAGACCAUCAGAAAGAGCGAACUGCUUACUGGACUUCAGCAUUCGAGCGACAACAGGAAGCCUAACCAGGGCAAACCGAGGCCCCCUUCGGCACCUGCGAGGCCCAACGCACCCUCUCAAGAAUAAUUUCUAAUCUAUCUCCUCCCUCUUGUCCCCCUUUCUAUUUUUCUUUCACACACACACACUCCUCCACCGUUCUCUCCCUUCCUCCUUCAUUUGCCCAUUCCUUCUCUCUCUAUUGAUAAUUCCUCCCACGUACACGCGAGCACGCGUUACACACACGUAAAUGCAUCUACUCAUCUCAAUUUUGAGCAAUCGAUCCUGAUAUUUGAUACCUCGGAAUAUGUAGCGCCGGGGGCCAAGAGUGGUGCUCAUUGUCAAUUUACGUUACCAUCAAGUCGUUGACAAGCCUUCAUCGACAUUUAUUUGACAGUGCGAACAUAUCAAGUAUCAAGUAGAAAUCAACGAAACUUCGUAUUGAAUAGUAAAAUUAAUGUCGAGAAAAUGAUUGUCAGUAAUUCUAAACAACCCGUUCGGUUACGUAUAUUCUUUAAUUGCCAUUCGAAUGAAUCGUUUGUAGAUGUAUGUAAAUGAUUCGAUGGCUGUUUCGUGUUCGAUGAUCUGACGCGAGUGGUUCUUUCAAGUCUUGUGAUUGAAUAGAAAGACUGUCAUGUUUCUUCAUCCACGAUGAAGUUCAUUAGCCGACGGUAGAGAUACGUAUAAUAUUAUUGUAUGUCCUGUUCGUUCGAUUUUAAUACUCUACCUGCUGCGCUUUGCAACACUUCGGGCACGUAAUUAUUUAAUACCAUGCUUAGUAACACAGGUAUGAUUAUUAAGAGACUGAUCACGCUUCAGCCGCGCGUUAAAAACCGAGUGAAAUCGACGAAUGUCGCCUAAUGGGUAGUCUCUUCCAUUUUAAUUUAUACUUGAUAUUUGCUUGAUGAUUACAAUUGAGACCCGUAAUUAAAACAUUGAAUGUUGAGCUCGUGAUAAGUCGUAUCGUCUCAGCGAUAUUCUAUCUUUCUCAUUCUGUCCUUCACUUCCUCUUCACACUUGCUCUUUACAUUCCCUUCGCUAUCGUAAGACGUGCGAUUUAAAACGAAAAUAGUGGGAAGCUCGAGUAUUACAGUAUCGUAUAGUAGAAUGCGUUCACUGAGUCCAAUUGUCAAGAUAAUCGAGGGAAAAGUUCAGUGAAAGUAUAUUUCUUUUUUCGAUUUCUUCAAUUCGAGCUUGUCCUCUCACACUCUUGGCCUCGGUUAAGCAUGCCUGUGUAAGCUAAACUCGUCCAUGUAUUUUUAAGUAAUGUGAAAGAUUCGUACAAUAAAAGGAACAAAAGCUCGUGAAAAAGAGA